Molecule: messenger RNA, 2200 nt
Organism: Drosophila gunungcola (fruit fly)
Lineage: Eukaryota; Metazoa; Arthropoda; Insecta; Diptera; Drosophilidae
Product: U6 small nuclear RNA (adenine-(43)-N(6))-methyltransferase
Exons: 4
Coding region: 96-1019 (307 amino acids)
Biological process (GO): rRNA base methylation
Cellular component (GO): nucleus
Molecular function (GO): nucleic acid binding; 23S rRNA (adenine(1618)-N(6))-methyltransferase activity
Source: RefSeq, a predicted model, not a curated record
GGCAAGCAGAGUUGCCAAGCUGCUGCACUAAACAGCUGUUCGAAUUUCGGCGGCAUUUCAUUUCGUAAACAAUUGUAAUACUUUAAACAAAAAACAUGGUUAAAACUAAGGGAAAUGCCAAGAAAUUUGGCAUGCAUCCGCGAAAUAUAUUACGCCAGCCACCUGAUUAUACAAAAUUGGCUAUAAAAUACAAGGAUUUCCGCAAAGAAUGCGAAUUGGAGCUCAAUGGCAAAGUAUCUGUGAAUUUUCGCAAUGAAAAGACGUUGCGUGAGUUGACCAAAAUGCUUUUAAAGGAAUACUUUGAUUUAAAUGUGGAUUUUGCACCUGGAAGUUUGGUGCCCACUUUGGCCCUCCGUUUAAACUACAUUUUAUGGCUAGAGGAUCUAAUGGAGCCGCUGAAAUUGCAGGAAAUCAGGGGAAUAGAUAUAGGUUGUGGUUCCUCAUGCAUUUAUUCUUUGCUGGGAGCCAAGAAAAAUGGUUGGCAUAUGCUGGCCUUGGAAUCGAAACCCCAAAACAUUGAAUAUGCCAGGGAGAAUGUGAAGAAAAACCAGCUGGAUGAGCUAAUAGAAGUCUACGCUCAACCAGAUAAAACGAGCAUCUUCAAGAGCUACUUCGAGAAGGAACAAAAGGAGCUGCAGUACCACUUUUGCCUAUGUAAUCCUCCCUUUUUCGACUCCAACUUGGCCAAUCCUUUUGGCGGCAACACCAGAAAUCCCGAGAGACGACCUGCACCCAAUAAUGCCCGGACCGGAAGCCAGGAGGAGCUGACCUGCGUGGGUGGCGAAGUCCGCUUUGUGCAGCGCAUUAUCGACGAGAGUCUGGAAAACAAGCUACGCGUGCGCAUCUUCACCACAAUGUUGGGCGUCAAGGCCAAUGUGCCAAGGAUACUGGACUACCUGAAGGAGCGGCAGGUGGCGAAUGUCGCCACCACGGAAUUCCAUCAGGGACACACCACUCGAUGGGCGGUGGCCUGGAGUUUCCAUUCAGAGCCGCUAAGCCAGGAGACAUCGUGUAAUUGAGUUUACUUAAGUCUGUGAGGGGUUACUUUCAAGUUUUUGUUGCUGUAAGCAUAGCCAGGUGUUAAGUUUUGAUAGCUUUCUUGUAAGCAUAUUUAUACUUAAGUAAGCAAUGUGUUUGAAACUAAAAGAAAUCUUAAGAAUGUACUUGGUCUAGGUUGAAUAACUUUAAAGAAUGUCAUACCACAUUAGUUUAAAAAACUUAACCGAAAAUGAUUUAUGUACAAUUGAAAUUUAAUAAUUAAGCAAUAAUCAUUUAUGUACAAUUAAAAUUUAAUAGCAAGACAUAGGUAAUCCAAUCUAGGAUAACUAUAUACAGAAAUAGUCUAACUAAAUGCUUUGACCAUAUAGUCUAUACACAUAAAAACCUACAUAAGCAUUUAAAACUUGAUUUUAAAAUGCAUUUAUUUGCCCUCUAAAUGGUCUUAAAGAAGAAAAAAGAAUUAAUAAUAAUGCAAAUCGAUCACUGCAUAAUUUGUUCUGUAUCAGUAACCAACAAAUGUGCAGCUUUCGUUUAACCUUUUAGUAAUUGAGCAACGGACAACAAAUGAUAAUUUGCCAUUAUUCCCCAGAGCUAUGUUUAUAAAUAAAUUUAAGCUGCAGGCAGUUGCACAAGGGAGUGAACUCUGACCUUCACCUGGGCAAAACUUCCGAAGCGGCUCCAUUUCGGUGCUGUCAGAAAGCUUUCGCACUAAAUGGAAAUUUGCAUGUCAAUGGUCACUUUGCCGCCCAGGUCCACGAACGGAAAUUAUCGUUUCGCUUUUAUCAUUGACCACAGCUGACCACACACUUCGACAGAAAAAGGCAAACAGAAUCAGAAAGGCAACCGAAAUGGAGGCAAACACGCACACUAAGCACAAGUCGCCAACUUCGGUCAACGGUGGCUUUUCCACACCUUUGAGCCAGGGAAUUCGGACGAUUCGCUCGUCCGCCAUGUGGGAUAGCAAAUAGCUACUUUUAAUUGCUGCACAGGCACGCUAUGUUUUCUUUAGAUAAUCGACUGGGAAAUACCCUUUGAUUACACAAAUAAUUUACUUUUAAAAAUGGAAUUUGAUAGUAGCUAAACAGUAUUGAAAUUGUAACAUCUAUUUGCCUUUGUUAAAGUGACUUAGUUUUUAAAAAUGUGAGACACUAUGUAAAAAUAAAAAAGAGUUUUAAAAAGCAUUCAUAAAUAUUAUUUAAAG